This is a messenger RNA of Equus caballus (horse), 4164 nucleotides long. RefSeq names its product solute carrier family 22 member 2 (gene SLC22A2). Lineage: Eukaryota; Metazoa; Chordata; Mammalia; Perissodactyla; Equidae. The record is from RefSeq and is a predicted model, not a curated record. Gene Ontology annotation, biological process: transmembrane transport. Gene Ontology annotation, cellular component: membrane.
UCUCUGUGUGAUGCUGCCACAACAUGGCUUGAUGAGCGGUGUGUAGGUCAGAGCCAAGAAACAGAAGCCGGGAACCCGUGCCACCGAAGUAGAGCGCACGAACCUAACCACUCAGCCAAGGGGGCCAGUCCCAAUUCUUGCUUUUUAAUGAAAACAGAAGCUUGCAGCUGAAGCAGGAAGGAGGGCUCACUACUCUUAGACCCAUGCUAUUAUCCCCGCUGACUACUGAACAGAAAAAAAAAAUAGGAAAGAAAACUGGAUUAAAUGUUUGGUAGUUUUUUAUGCAGAGAUAUCAACAGGCUACCUUCCCUACAUGGCAGCUUCCCACCACAGUCAGGAUCCUUUUGGCCACCAGGAAAGAUGGUUUGCCUGUUUCUCUUGUGAUUGGAUACACCCAGCACCAUCCCACAGAGGCGCCUCGAUCAAAGGCAGAAAUAUCUAGGAUGAAAAGACAGCAGAAUGGAAACACUCCUGCCUGUUCCCCACUUGACUGAUGUGUGUGUCGAGCAUUCUAUUCUUUCCUUACAAGUGGGUCAAAGGAAGGACACUUCAGGGUUGACGGGCAAGAAUGCCAGAUUGGCAUUCUUUAAAAAGCAGAAUCCUAAAAUCCAGAAAAAAAUCAGAAUGAGCAGCCACAGCGUGCCCCCUAGGUGUACUCACUGUGGUUGGUAACACGAGCCCAGAGAUAGCGAUGUGCAAACCACCUUGAACCCACAUGGGAGCUCUGACCCAAGACCAUGAUUCACAUUCUACCCGGCAAGCGAAGCCAAGUGCGUGUGCAUUCUCUGUAGAGUUCAGAGAAGAGAGGUUGACUCUAUGGGUGAGAUAGGAAUAUAUUAAUUUCCUGGACACUCGGUUUCCUAGAGAAAGAUUAACCGGUCUGCGAUAUGCGAAAGCUCUCGGAUUUCUCGCCAGUGGGGUACAGAGGAAGGAUUGUUUGAAGUGCUGGUGUGAGGUGGCGACGGACUCGGAGAGAGCGAUGUUACAAUAAACACAGCAUCCCGCCCUGUUGCUUGCUUAGGGCAUUUCAGGAGAGCAGCAGGACGCACGCCGCUGGAGGAGGGCACGGCUGGAAGUCAGCCUGACCAAGGAAAGGUCUGGACCCAAGGCUGGUUGCUUUCUAAGGUAAACUCACUCUCACCCUUUGACUUUUGGUCAAGAGUUGCGCUGAGCUGGCCACAGCCUCUCUCAGCCCCAUUUGUAGCAGAGCAAAGAAGAGCAUCAGGACUUCUGCCUCCGGUCACAAUGCCAACUGUCGAUGACAUUCUAGAGCACAUAGGGGAGUUUAACUUUUUCCAGAAACAAACGUUUUUCCUCUUAGCUCUGAUCUCUGUGGCUUUCACCCCCAUCUAUGUGGGCAUUGUCUUCCUGGGCUUCACCCCAGACCACCGCUGCCUGAGCCCUGGGGUGGUCGAGCUGAGCCGGCGAUGCGGCUGGAGCUUGGCCGAGGAGCUGAACUACACGGUGCCAGGCCCGGGGCCGGCAGGCGAGCCCUUCCCCGGCCAGUGCCGCCGCUACGAGGUGGACUGGAACCAGAGCGCCCUCAGCUGCGAGGACCCGCUGGCCAGCCUGGCGGCCAACAGGAGCCACCUGCCACUGGGCCCCUGUCAGCAUGGCUGGGUGUACGACACGCUGGGCUCCUCCAUCGUAACAGAGUUUAACCUAGUGUGUGCCAACUCCUGGAUGCUGGACCUGUUUCAGUCGGCUGUGAAUGUGGGAUUUUUCAUCGGUUCUAUGGGUAUUGGCUACAUAGCGGACAGGUUUGGCCGUAAGCUCUGCCUCUUGAUUACAAUCCUCAUAAAUGCUGCAUCCGGAGUUCUCAUGGCCAUCUCCCCAACCUACACACUGACGUUAAUUUUUCGCUUGAUCCAAGGACUGGUCAGCAAGGCAGGCUGGUUAAUAAGCUACAUCCUGAUUACAGAAUUUGUCGGGCUGCAAUAUCGGAGAACAGUGGGGAUUUUUUACCAAGUCGCCUUUACCUUUGGGCUCCUGAUCCUUGCUGGGGUGGCAUACUUGCUUCCUCACUGGAGGUGGCUGCAGUUGACGGUUACUCUGCCCAACUUCUGCUUCUUGUUCUACUAUUGGUGCAUCCCUGAGUCUCCGAGGUGGUUGAUCUCCCAGAACAAAAAUACUGAGGCCAUGAGGGUCAUUAAGCACAUGGCAAAGAAAAACAGAAAAUCUCUGCCUGCCUCUCUUCAGAGCCUCAGACCUGGCGAGGAAGUCAGCGAGAAGUUGAAUCCUUCAUUUCUUGAUUUGGUCAGAACCCCUCAGAUAAGGAAACACACUUUGGUCUUGAUGUACAACUGGUUCACGAGCUCUGUUCUCUACCAGGGCCUCAUCAUGCACAUGGGCCUUGCAGGAAGCAACAUCUACCUGGAUUUCUUCUACUCUGCCCUGGUUGAAUUCCCUGCCGCCUUCAUCAUCAUCCUCACCAUUGACCGCAUCGGACGCCGUUAUCCCUGGGCUGCAUCAAAUGUAGUGGCAGGAGUAGCGUGUCUAGCCUCGGUUUUUAUCCCUGCUGAUCUGCAAUGGCUAAAAGUUACAGUCGCAUGCUUGGGCAGAAUGGGGAUUACAAUGGCCUAUGAAAUGGUUUGCCUGGUCAAUGCGGAACUGUACCCCACAUUCAUCCGGAAUCUUGGUGUCCUGGUCUGCUCCUCCAUGUGUGACAUUGGUGGCAUCAUCACACCGUUCCUGGUCUAUCGACUCACCAGCAUCUGGCAAGAGCUCCCACUGGUGGUCUUUGCCGUGGUUGGCCUGAUGGCUGGAGGACUGGUGUUGCUUCUACCAGAGACCAAAGGGAGGACUUUGCCCGAGACCAUUGAAGAAGCUGAAAACAUGCAGAGACCAAGAAAAAAGAAAGAAAAGAGGAUUUACCUUGAAGUCAAGAAAUUAGACAUUCCCCUAAACUAAGAAGAGCCCUCAUUGCUGCUAUGGUCUUCCUUUGAUGGUCUGAGGCCAGAAUCAGAGAUUUCUCCACUCCUCACAAAGCACAUACAAUUCAAACUUACUUCCCUUUGAAUCCUAUUAACCUAGAUCUAUGGCCAAAUGGAGCUUGUUGUACAACUGCAUUAAAAUCUACCCAUGGACCAGAUCCUGCCAUGCCACUCCAGCUCACUCCAUUCCCGGUAUUCCCGGACAACAACCAUUAAUUUGCUGGGAAUUUUUUUAAAUUGCUGUAUUUCUUUAUUUUGUUUCUUUCUCCACAAUUAUGUGAAACCAAAACAUAUAGGGGAAUUGUGGGCCAGGGAAAUAAAAUAAAAAAGAUUGUGAAAAACAAUAAAGUUUUCUUCAAGAAAUAACAUCCAAAGCAAUAUCAAGUUGUCCAGAAUGUAAGUCAAGAAUUUUAAAUAGGCCUUUCAGUGUUACAUGUGAAGAAACUUUAAAAUACAUUGAUUAUUAUCUGGGUUAGACUUUAAGGGAAUUUAAAAUAAAAGAAUCAGGAGUACAAAGGAGUAAUCACUGUCAUCUCUAUUUAGAUGAUGGAUAAGCACAAAUGUGUGCUCUCUACAAGAGAUCUUGAGAAGUGUUUGAUAAAGAGCAAUGUUAAACUUGGCAUUAUUAAACGAUAGAUGAUAAUGCUUCCAUCUGGUAAAAAUUUCUCUAAAUUUGUGGAUUUAAAAAAUUAUAUUGAUAUUUUACCAAAGUAAUGUAGUAAGUAGAUUUUUUUAAAGCUAAAUAACGACCUAUAAUGAAAAACAAAAGUUCCUUGCCCCAUUUCUCCUCUACUAACUCCUCAGAAAUAAUUUUCAAACUUUUUUGCUGUUUUUUCCCCUGAGAUUUAUUGUAUCUAAAUAACUUGCUUUAUAUUGACAUAUCUUGAUUUUUUUAGUUUUGAAUAUUACCUGUUGACUUUUUAAUAUAAAAGAUGAACAUAUAGCUCUCUUCACGUCACCCCUCAUCGCAACACACAACUUCUUUCUUCUCUACAAACUUUGCUUCAUACAAUUUUUACUAAAUCAAAUAGUCAACAUUCACCUUAGUAUGGCUGUGGAACUAUUAUUAACAGCCGAGCCACAUAGUAUACUAUGAUCAUAUACUAUGAUAUAUAUAUCAUAUAUCAUAUACUAUGAUAGUAUACAUGAUUCCUUUCACAUUCCAUUUUUCCUGAACUGUGGUUCUCGUUGCUCUGCUUUCUAUAUAUUCAUCAUUAAUUUUCUUCCAGCU